This is a messenger RNA of Thamnophis sirtalis, 1619 nucleotides long. The record is from RefSeq and is a predicted model, not a curated record. NCBI's taxonomy places the organism in Eukaryota, Metazoa, Chordata, Lepidosauria, Squamata, Natricidae.
GAGCUUCUCUUCUCUGACAAACUGCCACUCACACUUCCUCUUUGCGAUCUGCUUGUGAAAGACCAUGGACAGGGAUCAACAGCUGAAAGCUGCAUUACUUUGGAAGCUCCCUCUCCUUUUCCAGUUAAUGAAAAGGAGGCUUUGCACAACCAACCGCUGUCAGAAGGGAUGGUCCUCUUCUCUCAAGACUAGCUUUUGUACUUUCCAGAAGUGUCUUUUUCAUCACUUAGAAAACAAAAGUUCUGCAAAGGUGACUUUGUGAUGAAUAAUAACUACAGCUAUGGUGAAGAUGCUGCCACAGAGAGCCAAAUAACAAUGGAUUACAGCACUGACAAUUUUUUUGACUACAGUCAGUUCGAAGAGAUGUGCAAAAAAGAAGAGAUCCGGAAAUUCCGUGCUAUUUUUCUUCCUGUUGCAUAUUUCUUGAUAUGCUUUGUGGGACUGGCAGGCAAUGGUCUGGUUAUGGCAACCUACAUCUAUUUCAAGAGGCUCAAGACAAUGACUGAUGUCUACCUAUUCAAUCUGGCCUUGUCAGACAUCUUCUUUCUUUUGACUCUCCCAUUUUGGGCAGUCAGUGCAGCCAAGCACUGGGUUUUUGGGGACUUUGCAUGCAAAGGCAUUUACCUCAUCUGCCAGAUGAGUUUCUUCAGUGGCAUGCUUCUUCUUCUCUCCAUCAGCAUUGAUAGGUAUUUUGCUAUUGUUCAGGCCACUUCAGCCCAUCGUCUUCGGUCACAGAGAAUGUUUGCCAGUAAAGUUACCUGUUUCUUGAUUUGGACAUUGGCUGUUAUUUUUUCUAUCCCAGAAGUAAUCCAUACCAGUGUUUAUGAAACUCCUUCAGAUCCACCACAAUGUUUCAUCACCACAGGUGAUCAUAAAGCCUUAACUAUCGGUAUAAGAGUAUCUCAGAUGGUCUUUGGGUUUUGCUUACCUCUAUCGGUAAUGGCUUUAUGUUAUUGUUUCAUCAUCAGAAAUUUGCUGCAACCUCACAGCUUUGAAAAAAAACAUGUAAUCAAAAUCCUUGUUGUGGUCAUGAUAGCUUUUGUUCUCCUUCAGCUCCCCUACAAUUGCAUCAUAGUCCUCAGGACCAUUUCAAAAUUCAACCAAACCACUGGCAAGUGCAAUGCCAUCAAGACCCUACAUUUGGCUAAUGAUGUGACUUACAGCUUGGCUUGCUUCCGCUGCUGUCUCAAUCCAUUCCUGUAUGCAUUCAUAGGGGUUAAGUUCCGCAAUGAUGUCCUCCGACUUCUUAAAGAUCUGGGCUGCAUCAAUCAGAAGCAGCUCUGGCAAUGGUCAACAAACCAGAAGACCAGUAGAAGUUCUGUUCCCACAGAAACUGACACCACAACUUCUUUCUCCCCAUGAGAUGCUGGGCAAUCAAUAUCAUAGUGUUUGGCAACAGCUGUCAUUACACAUCAUCAGAGGUUGAACCAGGAGAUCCUAUAGGUUUCACUUAUUGGUGGGAGUAUUUUCACAGAACCUGAAGAGACCUAACUCUUCUUUCUAUUCCCCCACUGGUCAACUCAAUUUAUCUAGAUGAAAUUUGCUAAAAAGCAAAAAGCAGGAGAACUGCAGAAAGCUGUCUGCAGAUCUUAAACAGGAGAACCAUGCCAUAGCUACAG